This is a messenger RNA of Helianthus annuus (common sunflower), 1548 nucleotides long. Its product is annotated as phospholipase A1-IIdelta. NCBI's taxonomy places the organism in Eukaryota, Viridiplantae, Streptophyta, Magnoliopsida, Asterales, Asteraceae. Gene Ontology annotation, biological process: lipid metabolic process. The transcript has a single exon. The coding region runs from base 13 to 1317 and encodes 434 amino acids. The record is from RefSeq and is a predicted model, not a curated record. Gene Ontology annotation, molecular function: glycerophospholipid phospholipase A1 activity.
CAAACCAGUGCCAUGGCAUCCAAUACUCAAUCCACAACUCCAUGGCUGGAGAUACUCGGAAGCAAUAACUGGGAAGGCCUACUCGACCCGUUAGACAUCAAUCUCCUAACGCUCAUCCUGCGCUGCGGCGACUUCUGCCAAGCCACCUAUGACGCGUUCAACAACGAUGGCAACUCCAAGUAUGCUGGCAGCAGCCGCUACGGCAAAAAAUCAUUCUUCCACAAAGUCAUGCUCCAACCGUCCCCAUCCGAUUACCAAGUCGCCUCAUUUAUUUACGCCACUGCUAAAAUCUCCCUUCCUGAAGCCUUCUUCCUUCAAUCCCUCUCUCGUGAAGCAUGGGACCGCGAGUCUAACUGGAUCGGGUAUAUUGCAACUACAACCGAUGAGGUCAGUAAAGCGUUGGGCAGGCGAGAGAUCUACAUCGCGUGGAGAGGAACCACUCGAGAUUUAGAGUGGAUUAAUGUGUUAGGAGCUGACGCCACGUCUGCUGAACCAUUGUUACUACAGAAUACAACAACUGAAACCACAACAACUAAAGCCAAAAGUUUAUUCGAGUGGAUUGAUGUUGGUAACAUCGUUACUAGCAUCACUAGCGCUAGUAAUGACGAUGAAGCUGUACCAAAAGUUAUGCGGGGGUGGUUAACGAUAUACACUUCAGAUAAUCCCAACUCAUCUUUCACAAACGUAAGUGCAAGAACACAAGUGUUGUCAAGUAUCAAACAGUUGGUGGAAAAAUACAAAAAUGAAGAAAUCAGCAUAAUCAUCACUGGACACAGCCUUGGUGCAACUUUAUCCAUCUUAUCAGCCUUUGAUCUGGCAGAAAAUGGUAUCACAAACAUCCCAAUUUCAGCAAUUGUGUUCGCUUCACCACACGUGGGUAACCAAGCGUUCAACGACCGUCUCAAUCAAUUCUCAAACGUCAAGAUCCUAAACAUAAGGAACAAGAUUGACCUCAUUCCGCUUUACCCAAGCAGGUUGUUGGGGUAUGUGGAGUCGGGGGUUCAAUUUGAAAUCGAUACCAGAAAGUCCGGGAGCCUAAAGGAAUCAGUUAAUCCAAGUGACUGGCACAAUUUGCAGGGAAUGUUGCAUGUGGUGGCGGGGUGGAAUGGGGCGGACGGUGAGUUCAAGUUGAAGGUUCCGAGGAGCUUGGCGUUGGUGAAUAAAUCGAGUGAGUUCUUGAAAGAUGAGUACUUGGUACCAGGGUCGUGGUGGAUCGAGAAAAACAAAGGUAUGGUUUUGAAUGGUAAUGGUGAUUGGGUUUUGGAACCACCCGAUGAAGAAGACAUUCCGGUUCCAGAAGAUACACCGGUAGUCUAAAGAUACAGUGAUAAAUCGUCCUACCCGUUUAUGUUCAAUUCUAUAAUGUCAUUGUGUUUGUGAUAUCUAUCCCUUGGGAUAUUGAGGUAAGGCUUGCCUACAUCCCACCCCAUCUCCAGACCCCUCUAAUAGCUUAGGCUAUGUGUGGGAUUCUAGUGGGGGUAUGUUUUGAUUGAUGUAUUGUAUUUGUGAUAUGAUUUGUAAUAUGUUCAAUAAGUGAUUUGUCUUGUA